Messenger RNA from Cercocebus atys (sooty mangabey), 4100 nucleotides. It is a transcript of the gene KIF28, whose product is annotated as kinesin family member 28, pseudogene. Gene Ontology annotation, biological process: microtubule-based movement; cytoskeleton-dependent intracellular transport. The record is from RefSeq and is a predicted model, not a curated record. Bases 271 to 3177 code for a protein of 968 amino acids. The transcript has 20 exons. Gene Ontology annotation, cellular component: kinesin complex; microtubule. Gene Ontology annotation, molecular function: ATP binding; microtubule binding; ATP hydrolysis activity. Lineage: Eukaryota; Metazoa; Chordata; Mammalia; Primates; Cercopithecidae.
GCUGCAUCUGAGCUGUAUUUCAAGCAGGUCGUAUGGUAUGAAUUGAGGUGGGAUUUUUGAAAGCCAGGAUGUUUAUUCGCAUUUAAGAGGACUGAGAAAGCAGGGAAGAGGAGCCCUGCAUGCCACUGACUGUGCUGGCCACGCCACCUGCCGUCUUUCCAGAGAGACGUCUUCCACGACCUUGGCAGGGGAAUCCUGGACAGCGCUUGGCAAGGGUAUAAUGCAACCCUCCUAGCCUACGGCCAAACUGGCUCCGGGAAAAGCUAUUCCAUGAUUGGGUUUGGUGCAAACAAGGGUAUUAUUCCAACUGUGUGUGAGGAGCUCUUUCAAGCAAUUGAGAACCAGGGGAGACAUCAAGAACACCAGAUAAGAGAUUUACUGUCCAGAACCAAAAAACCCGGUGGGCUCAGAGUAAGGGAAGAUCAACAGCUGGGCUUUUACGUGGAAGGCCUGAAGUUGGUGCCCUGUCAGAACUAUGCCCAAAUUGAAAGGCUGAUGGAACAAGGAACAAAAAUAAGGACCACGGCUUCGACCAACAUGAAUGCCAGCAGCAGCCGGUCCCACCUGGUCAUCACCAUCCAGUUCAAGCAGGUUUUCCUAGAAAAAGACCUCACCAAACAAUCCAGCAUUAAUUUGGUGGACCUGGCAGGAAGUAAGAGGCAGAAAUCUUCAGGAUCUGAAGGAGACAGACCGAGGGAAGGAUCACGCGUUAACUUAAGUUUAACCAAUUUGGGAAAUGUUAUCAGUGCUCUGGCUGAUGCAGCCGUGGGGAAGAAGGUCUUGCACGUUCCAUACAGAGAUUCUGUUUUGACCAAACCGCUCCAGUCAGCUCUGGGCCGGAACAGCAGAACCGCUCUGAUUGCGGCCGUAAGUCCAGCUGACAUCUGCUAUGAGGAAACUUCAUCAACACUAAGAUACGCGGAAAGGGCUAAAAAGAUCCGGAACAAAGCAGUGGUCAACACCUGGACACUGAUGAGAGAGUCAAGGGCGGAGAACAGCAAGCUGCUGCCCAGAUGUAGACACUCCAUAAUGUCAGAGCCAGAGCCGUCAGCCUGUCUCCGGGCAGAGCCGCAGCUGGGGACUCCUGCUGAUCAGGCGACCUGGGCACACCUGCUGGAGCAGGCCCAGGAGCGGCAGAUGAUGACCUUCCCUCACCUUAAUGUCAACGAGGACCCACAGCUCACCGGGGUCCUCAAGUACUUCAUUCAACCUGGUUCAUGUGACGCCGGUCGGGCUGCCUCAGAUGCCAUCACGAUUCAAGGUUUGGGAAUUUCAGAUAAACACGCUUCCUUCACAAAUGCCGACGGUAAAGUGACGGUCACUCCACACAGCAAAUGCAAGGUUGCCGUUAACGGGGUGCCCAUCGCCACCAGGACAAAGCUGCAGCAUUUGGACCGCCUGAUUUUGGGAUCCAACAGCACCUACCUGUACGUGGGAUUUCCUUCGGAGCGGGGCAGUGAAGACCUGAGCAGGUUCGAUCACGACUUCUUCCAGUCGGAGAGGGCAGCCGCGGAGGGAGUCAGCGCAGACAAACUCGGUGCUGCGGACCGUGGAGACGGCAAGGCAGACCCCAGUGUCCUGGCUGCGUUCCAGGACUACAUCAAACUGAUGCCGCUGGUUGCAGAAGCAAAUCAAAUGAGUGAAGAGCUGAAGAAGGGACUUAACAUGGAAUUGAAGGUGAAGAAUUUGGCAUCAUCAGAUUCCAAGGGCUAUGACCUACAGAAGGAGGUCUUGGUGAAGGUGACCCACCACGGGACUCACGAGGUGUGGAUAUGGUCAAAAGCCAAGUUCAUCAAUAGGAAAUUCCUAAUGGAGGAACUUUACCAGCGCUUUCUAGAUGGAGAUAACAGCCCUGUGGCUCAAGAAGACGACCCUUUCUGGGAUCCUGUCGAGGUCGUCCACUUGGGCUCAGCUCACGUCUGGCUCCAGUCGCUGGCCUACUGCAUGAAGCUGGAGGAGCAAGUGGAGUUUCUGAACUGUGAUGGGCUGGAGGAGGCGGUGCUGCACAUCUGCAUAGCACCCUGCUCCCCGACAGGACAAACGCAUGGCGAGGAGGAUGUGGUUAUCGACCCUUUGGAGCUGCUAGGCAAGAGGAUGGAUUUUCAGAUUCACAUUGUCCGGUGUCUUGGUGUCAGCUGGAUGAAGGAAGAUGCAAAGCGGGGCAUUCAGAUAGGGUGCCAGCCUGCACCGCGGAACAGAGCCACACAUGUCAUCUGCCAUGUGGCCCCUGGGGGAGGCAGCCCAGUCUUCCUUCAAGUUUUAAAAAUGAGCUUAUCACAAAGUUUUCUUAAGUUUCUGUUUAACUUUAAGAUGACUAUUUCCGUUACAGAAUUGAACGACCUUCCAAACACUAUCUAUAUCAAACCUGUAUGGAGAAGUGUGAAUUCCACAAAUCGAAGAGGAGACUGUCAAUUUGCAGCCUUAACUGCAUCUCAGGAGUUUCUGAAUUAUCUGGAGACAAACGCCCUUUACUGUUUACCUAUGGGGCCUUCAAGGCACCUUGCUCACCAACUUCUCACACGACACUGGAGCUGGGCGACUGGGAUGCUUCUUUCUUUGCCUGUGUCUCUCCCCACUACAGAAGGCUGCACCGAGCUGAGCUGCUCUCAGCUGGGCGUCAUGGUCACAGGUGAAGGCCACAUCCUGGUAGACACCAAGAAAAUUUCCACUGUGAAGGAUCCAAGCCAGGCAGCCUCAGACCAGAUACCAGAACCUUAUCUGAAGCUGCUCAAGCUAGAGCAGGAGACAGAGCUGCUCAGGAACAUCAACAGAGCCCUGAGAGAGGAGAACGUGCUUCUCAAAGAAUCACUUGCGAAAACUGCUUCUGGGCAAGCCCAGAAGCCUUCCGACACUCUGAAGGUCAGCGGGAUGACUGCGCAACUGCCCUCUGCCAGGGAGACGAGUCAAAUGUGCACACAGCAAGCCGGCUCCGACCGAGAACUCGCCCAGGCUCUGAAGGUGUUCUACCAAAGCAUGAACGCGGCAAGAGGGCAGCUUUUCAGACUGAGACGGUAUAAACCUCCUGAAGAUGAUCAAAUGCUUCGACCAUUCGUAAACCAACGGUCACAGAUGUUUAAGGAUUUGGGGGAUCUACUUGAAUCCAGCUUGUGGAAACUGAAAAAGGAUGUUGCUCUUAUAGUGAAAAAGAAGAGAGAAUAUUUACUGCAUGUCAAGUAGUGAAGACACACCAACUAAAAACUGAAGAUAUUCAAGCUUCAAGUUGUGAAGAUGAUUUGUGUAGCUAACAAGCUUACCUCAUUUCCCACUUACUUUACCUAUUUCUUCUACCAGUUUUAAGCAAAACCUUCUUUCCAUGUGAUUGUAAAUCAUCUCUGUAACCUAAAGGCUGCUUGAAUGGCCCUCCGUUCCUGACGCAUAGAGGGGAACCACACACACUGGGGUCUAUUUGAGGUUGGAGGGUGGGAGGAGGGAGAGGGCGAAUGAUUAGCACUCGGAGCUCUGGGAUCAGACUGCCGAGGUGAAAUCCCGGUUGAGUCCAUCACUUACUAACUGCAGGAUUUGGGGCCACUGACUUUCCCUCUCUAAGCCCCUCUUUCCUCAUUUGUUUUACGGGAAGGAUAACAGUAUUUAUUGCAAAUGGUUAAUGAACGUAAAGCACUUAGAACAGUGCCUGAAACACAGACGUGAUUGAUAAGCAUUCACCAUUAAUAUUUUUAUGGUAAACAGUUCAAAACUUCAAAUGAAGCUCUUUUAUCUAUAUUGCUUGCUGUCAGACCUACAGACAAUGGUUAUUUCAUGUCUCUCAUUUUGUAUCUUGCUCUGAGCAAGUUUGAAUUCUACCUCUACUUAUUAUUCUCUUCUCAUAAGUUUAUCUGAAAUACUGUUAUGUUCGAUUUUUUCAGCAGCAGGAGUGCCCGUAUGAUGGGACCUUUUCAGUGUAGGGUCUGCGGUUCAAGGAUUAUAACUGUUAGUGAAAGCUCUGUUAGGAGUUAGUCUAUCUUGAAGCCAAUCUUGAUUCCACAAAUUGACUGAUGGGUGUUAGUCAAGGAUAUGAUAACAAGCUCAACACCACUGAUCAUUAGAGAAAUGCAAACCCAAACCACAAUGACACCCUCUCACACCAGUCAGAAUGGCUAUUA